Molecule: messenger RNA, 1252 nt
Organism: Erythranthe guttata (spotted monkey flower)
Lineage: Eukaryota; Viridiplantae; Streptophyta; Magnoliopsida; Lamiales; Phrymaceae
Source: RefSeq, a predicted model, not a curated record
UAUUCAUGGAAACUCAAUGGAAGGGAAUAUUUGAUUCCCUUAGAUUGAAAGUUUAGUAAAAGCCAAUAGAAAUAAAUUAAAUGAACGAAGACAAAGCGCGUUAAUAAUAAUCUUGGUCUUUGUCCACCAUUCACAUUUCAUAAGACUCUAUAGACUCAAGAGUCUAACACUUUCCACUCAUUCUUCUUCUUCUCAUUACAAAUUAAAUAUAUAAAUUAUAAAUAAAGUGUUAUGUACUAUGUUGCAUUAUAUAUAUAUUGAUUGAACUUGCAUAUAUGUUUUCACGUACGUACUUGACAUGAAAUACAAACGAGCCAUGGAUCAUGAAUCAACAACAACAUAUGAUCUUCAAUUGCCUGGUUUUCGAUUUCACCCCACCGAAGAAGAGCUUCUCAACUUCUACCUCCAUGCCUUUGUUUUCGGUAAGAAACUUCGUGGCGAUAUUAUCGGCUUUCUCGAUGUUUACAAGCAUCACCCUACUCACUUACCAGGUAUAUACAUACAUACAUUAACAAUAACUUCAUUAUAAUUUAGAACCGUAGUUUGGUUAUUGAUGAAUGAAUCUUUAAUGAAACAGGUAUGGCUAAAAUUGGAGAGAGAGAAUGGUACUUUUUCGUACCUAGAGAGAGAAAACGUGGCAGUGGAGGAAGGCCAAACCGGACUACAGAAAACGGAUUCUGGAAGGCGACCGGUUCCGAUCGGAAAAUACUAAGUUUAUCGGAUCCGAAAAAGAUGUUAUUAGGCCUGAGGAAAACACUUGUCUUCUAUGAAGGCAGAGCGCCAUGUGGAAGAAAAACCGAUUGGAUCAUGAACGAGUAUCGUUUACCCGACGAUACAUCCUCCCAAUUAGCCAAGGAGAUAGUGUUGUGUAAAAUAUACAGAAAGGCGACGUCGUUGAAGGUUUUGGAGCAGAAGAGGGAGGUACAAAUGGAAGAUGAAAUAAAUACGUAUCCGAUAAUCACAUCAAUGGAAUCGAUGAUCCCGUUUUGCAAUCAAUUUGAAGAAAAGGCGGAGUUGUUGAUUAGUAAUAAUAAUAACGGGAUAAUGCUGCCUAAUGAGAGAGAGGGUUUAACAGAGCUACACGUGCCUAAAUUAAGUAUGGAGUAUUGGGAUCAAGAAUCUUUCUGGACGUUGGAUAAUCUCACCCCUUUCUUGCCGAUGUGCUAAUCCGAUUUUUCUGACUUGUACUUUUAAGAUGUAUGUUUAGGCCUAAUUAAUUAAUAAUUUUGUUGAUUGUGUUAUGAUUUUUCUU